AUGUCGCACCGCGCGCGCUCUCACGGCCAGUGCCCGCCAGCGCCCUGCACCCGAGCCGCUCCACUGCGUCAGCCACAGCCCGCACCAGCCGCUGCCCCAGCCUGCUGGCCCGCUGCCUCAGCGCCGGCCUGCCUCCGCCCGCCGUCGCCUGCGUCUGGGCCCAGCUCUGCGCUCCGCGCGCCGCUGCUCCGGCUCCCGCUCGCGCUGGCGCUGCUCCGCAUCGCCUGCAGACGCUCGCCGCCACAGCCCGCGACGCCCGCACACCUGGCCGCUGCCGUGGCCCACCACCGCGCCGAGCCGGCCGCCCCAGCCGCGCCUGCUCGCCCAGCGCGCCGCCCGCCGCCAGCCCGCGCCGGCCCCGAGCCGUGCCUCCAGCUUGCCCGCACCAGGAGCCGCACCGCGCGCCCCGCGCUGUGCCUCCAGCCUGCGCACGCCUGCUUGCUCGGGCCAGGCAGAG
Molecule: messenger RNA, 457 nt
Organism: Panicum hallii
Lineage: Eukaryota; Viridiplantae; Streptophyta; Magnoliopsida; Poales; Poaceae
Product: atherin-like
Exons: 1
Source: RefSeq, a predicted model, not a curated record